CGCGGCCGCGACGCCCGACGCCGGCGGGGCAGCGGCGCUCUGGGCUCUGCGCUGCCGGUGGUAUCUGGCGCGAACCCACGAGGUUCCGGUCCGUUCGGCGCAGAUUCUUAGACUCUGCAAGUAAAGACAAGCUCAUGUUCACAAUAUACCAUGGCUUCAUCAUCAAGCAGCCUCACUACCGGGAGAAGAACCGGCUCAAAGCUGAAGUCCAUGAAGUUGCUUGAGGUUCUGAAUGCUCUGGAGGAGGAGGAGUCUGACCAGAGUAGGGAGGAGAUCUUCAUUGCACCGCCCAACAAUGCCUCAGGGGACUUCACUGAUGAGGACUCGGGUGAUGAAGAUGGCCGGCGAGGAACGCUCCUGCCUGGCAAUGUGCUGCAUGCCUUUGUUGUGCCUGAGGACUCUGGCACCGGGGAGGAUGAUGAUGACCUGCAGCUGCAGCCAGCCAUGAAGAAGCAAAAGGCAGUAGUGGAACCUCAACAUGUUUGGACCAAAAGAGAUAUCUGCCCGGACUUCACCAGUUGGACAGCAUCGGAUCCUCAUAUGGAGGAUCUCAAAAGCCAGGAACUGAGUCCUGUAGGCCUCUUUGAAUUGUUUUUUGAUGAAGGAACAAUUAAUUUUAUUGUUAAUGAAACCAAUCGUUAUGCUUGGCAGAAGAAUGUCAACCUGGGUCUCACAGCUCAGGAAUUGAAGUGUGUUUUGGGCAUUUUGAUUUUAAGUGGGUAUAUCUCCUAUCCAAGGAGAAGGAUGUUUUGGGAAACAUCCCCUGAUUCACAUCAUCAUCUUGUGGCUGAUGCAAUUAGAAGGGACAGAUUUGAACUGAUCUUCUCAUACCUGCAUUUUGCAGAUAACAAUGAGCUUGAUGAAAGUGAUAGGUUUGCCAAGGUGAGGCCUCUCAUUGUCCGCAUGAACUACAAUUUCCAGAAGCAUGCACCCUUGGAAGAGUUCUACAGCUUUGGCGAGUCUAUGUGUGAGUACUUUGGACACCGGGGGUCCAAGCGUCUGCCUGCGGGGAAACCUGUGCGGCUGGGCUACAAGAUCUGGUGUGGGACGACCAGCAGGGGCUAUUUGGUGUGGUUCGAGCCCUCACAGGGCACACUGUUCACUAAGCCAGACAGGGGCCUGGACCUAGGAGGCAGUAUGGUGGUGAAAUUUGUGGAUGCACUUCAGACACGUGGGUGUCUGCCAUACCACAUAUUUUUUGACAAGGUUUUUACAAGUGUCAAAUUGAUGUCCAUUUUAAGGAAGAAAGGAGUGAAGGCCACAGGAACUGUUCGUGAGUACAGAACUGAACGAUGUCCCCUUAAAGAUCCCAAAGAACUGAAGAGAAUGAAGAGGGGUUCGUUUGAUUAUAGAGUUGAUGAGAGUGAGGAGAUCAUCGUGUGCCGCUGGCAUGAUAGCAGUGUGGUCAACAUCUGCUCCAACGCUGUGGGCAUAGAGCCAGCAGGGCUGACCAGCCAUCACUCGGGAGCAGCCAAGACGCAGGCCCAGGUUCAUCAGCCAUCCCUGCUGAGGCUGUACCAGGAGAAGGUCGGGGGUGUCGGCCGCAUGGACCAGAACAUCGCCAAGUACAAGGUGAAGAUCCGGGGUAUGAAGUGGUACUCGAGUUUCAUUGGCUAUGUUAUUGACGCUGCUCUUAACAAUGCAUGGCAGCUGCACAGGAUAUGCUGCCAUGAUGCCCAGGUGGACCUUCUGGCCUUCCGGAGAUAUGUGGCCUGCGUGUACCUAGAGAGCAACGCGGAUACAUCAUCCCAAGGGAGGCGAAGCAGGCGGCUGGAAACCGAGAGCCGCUUUGACAUGAUUGGGCACUGGAUCAUCCACCAGGACAAGAGGACCCGGUGUGCCCUGUGCCACUCACAGACCAACACCCGCUGUGAGAAGUGCCAGAAGGGUGUCCAUGCCAAGUGCUUCAGGGCGUACCACAUCCGGUAAUGCAUCCUGGGCAGAGGGAGCCCCCUGGAUGUUUGGUUUGUUAUGAGAUGUUUACAGCUAAUUACAUAUAGCAUUUGGGGCCUUUGUGUGUUGUGUUGACAAAAAGAGACCUGAAUCCCUGAUUUGGUUUUGUAUUCUUCCUCGUCUUCCUUACAGUUAUCUUUUUAUCAUCUUCUGUUAUGCCUACAUGUAAUAUAAAUUAAUAUUUAUGUUAGUAAUCAUAAAUGUUUAUAAAUAUAUAUUUUAUACUGUUUUUUAUUUCAA
This is a messenger RNA of Lagenorhynchus albirostris (white-beaked dolphin), 2193 nucleotides long. It is a transcript of the gene PGBD2, whose product is annotated as piggyBac transposable element derived 2. Gene Ontology annotation, molecular function: sequence-specific DNA binding. The transcript is spliced from 3 exons. The record is from RefSeq and is a predicted model, not a curated record. Bases 151 to 1929 code for a protein of 592 amino acids. NCBI's taxonomy places the organism in Eukaryota, Metazoa, Chordata, Mammalia, Artiodactyla, Delphinidae.